Molecule: messenger RNA, 1260 nt
Organism: Aspergillus caelatus
Lineage: Eukaryota; Fungi; Ascomycota; Eurotiomycetes; Eurotiales; Aspergillaceae
Exons: 1
Coding region: 272-766 (164 amino acids)
Source: RefSeq, a predicted model, not a curated record
UUCAAUUGGGCCUGACAACCUCUUCACUUUAAAUUAUCCUUUCAACUCGAGUUGUUUUUACUUGUGUUUUUCAAGAUGGACGUCGACAUAUAAACCAUCCGUCUUCUCGUUCUUUCUUGAUCGCAACGCUUUCCAUUUUCCCGCAAUUAAGCGUUUCAGUUUUGUGUGUAUUUUUCAGCUAUCUUGCCUCUUCAACCCUCACCUAUCCAGGUGAAAUCAUCCGUCUUACAACAUCGUCAACGAGCAUCUCACAUCAUUAUUACGACCCAUCAUGGCGCCCAACCUGUUCCUCUGCCUCCGAACUGUCUUCUGCCCCACGUACUGGUUUCAACGUGGAGAGCGCAUCCAAGGGUCUAUCCAUAAGGAAGAACACUGGGAAUCUCCUGUCCCAGGCAUCUACAAAUACAUCCCAGGUCGUGGAUGGCACCUAGUUUACAAAGAUGGUAAUGAGUACGACGAAAAAGUUCCUGUCCCAGUCGUUUACUGCCGCAUCCUCCACCGAUACAUGUUCGAGUAUGAACUGGAGGACAGAUGCCGCUGGCAUUCAGUGACCGUCCAUGAAGGUGCUAAGCCGGAAAGAUAUCUCUUCUUCCGUCUUGAUGAUGGAGACACCUGGGUUGCCGGAUGGGAUGCCAAGGGAAAAUUCAUUCCGGGACCCUAUCAAAAAUGGUAUUACGACUCGGAAACGCAAACCAUGCGCCGAGUACUGUUCCCUGACAGCACGAAUGUUUCCCGUGCUAGCAUCGUCCCAAGCAAGCUGGGCUGAUUGCGGCUUCAUGAAUAACCCAUCCCGAUGGUUAGCGCCCUGACGGUUCCGGGCCUCUUUACAGGGUUUCUCACCAUCCAACCAUGAUGGAUUCUGUUCUGCAGCUGGCUCCUGCAGAAUAUUGGUUGGCAGGCUAAGAAAGGCAGUUUCUAUUCUUGAAUUGUUGAAAGCGAGCGUACAAGCGAUUCAUUAUUUCCACUUUUGUUAUACCUAUGAACUUGCUUGAUGGCUCGACUGUUACGACUAUUUGUUUUACACAGCGAUGGUGUUUUGGUUAUAAAAAAAAGUUAGAUAGACCUACUUGUUUCCUUAUUGUUAUGCGACAUGUGGUUACAUGUCAUCACGAUAGAUAUUGGCCGUGAUGAUUCUUUCGGUUAGAACGUGGUUCAAGGACAACAGACUUGGACAGGAGUUUAAUAGUGGUUUGAUAGACAUUGAUACAAUAUGACAGUGGAGUACAAUACUUCUCAAUCAAUAUUCAUUCUCUGUGUGUA